AUGGCAGGCGGUCACAUGAAAUAUCGCCACCUUAGUCGGUCGUCGUCGCAUCGCCAAGCGCUCCUGCGAAACCUCGUCACAUCGCUCUUCAAGCACGAAACGAUAGCGACAACAUGGCACAAGGCGAAGGAAGCCCAGCGGUUAGCGGAGAAGCUGAUUACUCUUGGAAAGAAGAAUACGGAGGCGACACGGCAGAGAGCGACUCAAAUAUUCUUCGAACCAAAUGAAAUGGUACCCAAGCUAUUUGGCCCCAUAAGGAAGCGCUACGAAGCGAGACCCGGCGGCUAUACUCGAGUCCUCCGCAUUGAGCCCAUGAAAGAAGACCAGGCCGAAUCCGCCAUCCUCGAACUCGUAGACGGUCCAAAAGACAUGCGCUUCGCCAUGACCGCAAAGACACUAGCACGAAGACCGGCAAAGUUAGGCUUGAGCCCAGGAAUCGCAACACACGUUAAGAAGGUCACACAGUUCCGCAAGGAUGGUGUCAACGGCUUGCGGAAAAUGGUACAGAUACUACGGAAACAACAUGCCAAGGGUAUGGAUGACAGGAUAUUACCCGCGCCUAGGAAGGUAUAUCCCGAGCCUCAGAUGAAGAGGGACAUGCAUUACUUUGAGGAGGUUGAUAGUGGCAAGUUCCCGAACAAGAUCGUACGAGUAGGAAAGACAACGAACGUGAAGUCAAGAGCAAAGCCAAGAGCGAAGCCAAGAGUGAAGCCAGCAGAGGAGAACAAGAAGGAAGAUUACUUGGUCAAGGAGUAA
Messenger RNA from Alternaria atra, 756 nucleotides. RefSeq lists its product as uncharacterized. Lineage: Eukaryota; Fungi; Ascomycota; Dothideomycetes; Pleosporales; Pleosporaceae. The transcript is spliced from 2 exons. Gene Ontology annotation, biological process: translation. The coding region runs from base 1 to 756 and encodes 251 amino acids. Gene Ontology annotation, cellular component: ribosome; mitochondrial large ribosomal subunit. The record is from RefSeq and is a predicted model, not a curated record. Gene Ontology annotation, molecular function: structural constituent of ribosome.